CUUUCGGCUGAAGUGAAAUUUUUCGCGUUUUGCGGUGUGUCAAAAGCAAGAGAAAUUUCGUGAUUUUUAUUUGUGAAUCUGUGACUAAAGACCAUUGCAAAGCUGUGAAAAAGAUUUAAUUCAACAUGUCCCACCAAACAGGUAUAAAAGCAAAUGAGAAAUUGCAAAAAUUCUUUGGAAAAUGCAAAGAUGGCAAGACACGGGCUAUCAAAGUUGCGAUAGAAAAUGAGGAACUGACGCUGUCCGAUCACAAGGACGUGAAGAAGGACUGGAUCAAAGACUACGACAAGUGCAUACCGACGAUGGUUGAACAGAAUACACCGUGCUACAUUCUCUACAGAUUAGACACAAAAUCAUCUCUGGGAGGCUAUGAAUGGAUGCUGUUCAGCUGGACUCCAGACACCGCAUCAAUUCGCCACAAAAUGGUGUAUGCUUCUACGAAAGCAACGCUCAAGAAUGAAUUCGGAUCCGCACAUAUCAAGGAGGAACUGCACGCCACGUCUCCGGAGGAGGCUACCUACGAGGGCUACUUGAGUCACAAGAGGGCUUUCAGUGUACCUGCGCCGCUGACGACACGCGAAGAGGAGAUUCAGGAAUUGCGAAAGACAGAAGUUAAGACCGAGAUUAACACAGAAACGCGCCAAAAAACUCUCAAUGGUCUGAGUUUUCCGGUCUCUCAAGCUGCUCUGGAUGCCAUCAAUGAUGCCAAGAGGGGCUCCUACAGUUACUUGCAAUUCAAAUUGGACACUGUUCAGGAGGAGAUUCAUUUGGUGAAAGCCACAAAUGUCGAUGUUUCGGGGCUUUCACAGAUGAUUCCCAAGGAUCAGGCUCGUUACCAUUUGUUCCUGUUCAAGCACACGCACGAGGGUGAUUAUCUGGAGAGUUUUGUCUUCAUCUAUUCGAUGCCAGGAUAUUCCUGCUCAGUCAAAGAUCGCAUGAUGUAUUCCAGCUGCAAGGCUCUCUUCGUCACACAAAUCACAGAACAAGGCAUUGAGAUCGUGAAGAAGUUGGAAAUUGAUUCAGCUGAUGAGUUAACAGAAGAGUAUUUGCAGGAUGAACUUCAUCCAAAGAAGAUUCUUCAUCGGCCGAUUUUCGAUAAGCCGCCAGGACCGAAGAAUCGGGGAGCCAAACGUGUCACUAGACCACAAACGACUGAAUAGAUUUUUGCCUAUUAUUUAAUAAUAUCUUUUUAGUAGUUAUUUUUUUUAGGACAUUAUUUUUUGUUUAUUUAAUUAUUCACUCUUUUCCGUUUGCAAGUCAUUUGCUGAAAUUGUAUUUUAUGCAUUUUUUUGUAUGUUUGGGCUUCCAAAACAAAAUAUCUUUAUAUUGAAUUGCUGAUUUGGAAAUUCUAUUGCAGCGUGAAAUUUAUAAUUGCAAUUGUAUACAACAGUAAUAUAAUUGAAUAAAAUUAUAUUUUAUUGAUUUA
Messenger RNA from Phlebotomus papatasi, 1426 nucleotides. It is a transcript of the gene twf, whose product is annotated as twinfilin. The record is from RefSeq and is a predicted model, not a curated record. Gene Ontology annotation, biological process: regulation of lamellipodium assembly; barbed-end actin filament capping; positive regulation of neuron projection development. Gene Ontology annotation, cellular component: myofibril; cytoplasm; actin filament. The coding region runs from base 126 to 1160 and encodes 344 amino acids. Lineage: Eukaryota; Metazoa; Arthropoda; Insecta; Diptera; Psychodidae. The transcript has 4 exons. Gene Ontology annotation, molecular function: actin monomer binding; actin filament binding.